Nicrophorus vespilloides is the source of this 1387-nucleotide messenger RNA. Its product is annotated as sodium-coupled monocarboxylate transporter 2-like. NCBI's taxonomy places the organism in Eukaryota, Metazoa, Arthropoda, Insecta, Coleoptera, Silphidae. Gene Ontology annotation, cellular component: membrane. Gene Ontology annotation, biological process: transmembrane transport; sodium ion transport. Gene Ontology annotation, molecular function: symporter activity. Bases 17 to 1387 code for a protein of 456 amino acids. The transcript is spliced from 7 exons. The record is from RefSeq and is a predicted model, not a curated record.
UUACGAAUACUUAGAAAUGAGAUUUAGUGCAAGAAUUAGAAGAUUCGCAUCUUCUUUGUACACUUUCAACAUGCUUUCCUAUUUACCCAUAGUUGUUUACGUUCCAGCUUUGGUUCUAUCUCAAGUUACUGGUUUUCCGAUACAUGCAAUAACUGUAUCGGUUAGUGUCGUUUGCAUUUUUUACACGACAAUUGGAGGAAUUAAGGCCGUAGUUUGGACAGAUGCUUUACAAACUGUAGUGAUGAUUGGAUCGGUUGUAGCUAUUAUUAUCAUUGGUACUGCGAAUUCUGGUGGUAUAAAGCAUGUAAUUGAGGAGUGUAACAAUGGUGAUCUCUUUGAUAUUGAUUAUAGCAUGGAUUUGACUGUAAAGGAUACAGUUUGGUCGUUACUAAUAGCAUCUACUUUCUAUUGGGUGAACUUCAUAGCUGUUGGCCAGAGCAGCGUUCAAAAGUGUUUAGCUUUACCGACUUUCAAAGAAAUUAAGAAAGCCUUUUUCAUAUUCGCAAUUGGAUGGAGCAUACUUCUACUAGGAAGUGUUUACAUCGGUCUACUGAUUUACGCUAAAUACAACAAAUGCGAUCCGCUACUUACUAAGAAGAUUCAAGUCGCAGAUCAGAUAUUGCCUUACUACAUUUUGGAUGUAAUCAGCAAAGUGCCUGGUUUAGGUGGUCUCUUCAUAGCUAGCAUCUUCAGUGGAGGAAUUAGUACUUUAUCUGCAGCUAUGAACGCUCUUUCUUGCACAAUCUACAACGAUUUCGUUGCUGUAUACAUGCCACCUGAGUACCCUCAAAAAAAAGUUGGGAAUAUAUUGAAAUUGAUAGUUGUACUUGUUGGUAUAAUCUGCACUGUUCUUGUAUUCAUCAUUGAACAACUUGGAAGUAUCCUACCCUUAGUCGUUUCUCUACCAAGUAUAUCAGCUGGUCCUUUAAUAGGAUUGUUCCUUGUGGGAAUGCUUGUACCUUCGGUAAACUCAAAAGGCGCUUUGUAUGGGAGCGUUUCAGCUGUUAUUGUAUUAAUCCUAAUGGUAUUUGGAUCAUUCUACUACAAGAUGCAAAAGUUUAUAACAUUCGAAACAAAGCCAACGUCCACUGAGAGUUGUUCGACCACUUUCAACGUCACAUCGAUGUUUCACCCUAAGGAGACAGAUUGGAAGCCGUUUUAUCUAUUCAGGAUAUCGUUUUAUUACUACAACUUGAUCGGCCUAUGCAUCGUGUUUAUCAUCGGAUGGAUUGUCAGCUACUUCUCGAAAGCAGAUCAAAAACAGGUUGAAAAGAAGCUAAUUAGUCCGUUCAUGCAUUGGGCGAUGUUGGAAAAUCUACUUCCUCCCACGUAUAGUGCUGUCAACGAGAAUUUAGAAUUGACGCAAGACGCUACAGUUAAUGAAUAA